AUGGUCGAGCAAAAGUUUGUGCUACGAGCAGCAUUACAUUUUAACUACAAAAUUGGAAAGUCUGCUGCCGAAUCGCAUCGUUCUCUCUGUGCUGCUUUUGGAGAUGGCAGUUUGUCUCUCAGGCAGUGUCAGACUUGGUUUCAACGAUUCCGAGAGGGAGACGAGACUUUGGAAGAUUACGAGCACGGUUCGAGGCCAGAAGUCGUGAACGAAGCCAAGCUGAGGGACGUUAUUCAGGCCGAUCCAUGCCAAUCUGCUCGAAAUCUUGCGAAAAUAUUCCAUUGUGAUCAUGUCACCAUCGAAUGCCAUCUUUUUUUUGAAUUUACCGUCAAAUCGGCAGUUUCUUUUGCACCACCC
Molecule: messenger RNA, 357 nt
Organism: Mesorhabditis belari
Lineage: Eukaryota; Metazoa; Nematoda; Chromadorea; Rhabditida; Rhabditidae
Source: the annotation of a GenBank genome assembly